Messenger RNA from Esox lucius (northern pike), 2669 nucleotides. RefSeq names its product muscleblind-like protein 1. Gene Ontology annotation, molecular function: metal ion binding. Bases 720 to 1898 code for a protein of 392 amino acids. The record is from RefSeq and is a predicted model, not a curated record. Lineage: Eukaryota; Metazoa; Chordata; Actinopteri; Esociformes; Esocidae. The transcript has 12 exons.
GUGCAGUCCACAAGUGAAAGGAGUGUAGAAGAAUCACAGACCUCUGGAGGCUUUACCUCAGCCAUCAACCUGAACAAACACACACACGCACACAUACAGGCUGCUGAACACCACAAGACAGAAGUGCCUUCCUUGAUGCCCUGCAACUGUUUUGAUUUGUCAUACCACACGAGGAGCCCACGGAAUGCCCAGUACUUCCAACAUAUAGGAUUGUAUUCCUUCUGUGUGGGUGAAAGGGGACUGUCCUCUUGCUGUCCCUCCCUCUCCACUCCCCUGGUCCCUCUUCAAAUCGUGGGCCAACCAGAUCAAUAAUGAGUUUCGCCACCCAUCUCGCCUGACAGUUCAGCUAAGGAGAGAGGCAUAGGGAGGGACAAAGAGAGACAGGCAGAGAGAGGGAGGGCAAAAGUUGGAUCAGACUGCACAAAGCAAAUCUUUCGUCAGUGCCCCCAGCCCGAAGCCUGGGUGACAGGCACUGGAGGAGUCUAAAUCAGCCCCAGUAACAUGCUCUAAGGAUGGGCUACAGAUCCUAGGAGUCCCAGGUCCAUGGGCUCACCUCCACAAACCUGGAUAUAUUUUUUUAAAACACUUUAUUGAUUGGCUUGUUUUAAUACUGUUUUCUUCAGUUUAGUGCCAUCAGAAAAAAAAAACUCAAACUCACAUACAGUCCAAGACCUCACUUAUUGCCUGAAUAUUGGUCGACUACUCCUGCCUGGUUCAAAAUGGCGGUCAAUAUGACGCCGAUUCGGGACACAAAAUGGCUGACCCUGGAGGUGUGCCGGGAGUUUCAGAGAGGUACAUGCUCUCGACCGGACAAUGAGUGUAAGUUUGCUCACCCUGCCAAGAGCUGCCAGGUGGAGAAUGGACAAAUCAUCGCCUGCUUCGACUCUCUCAAGGGUCGUUGUUCUAGGGAGAACUGUAAGUACCUGCACCCUCCCCCCCACCUCAAGACACAGUUGGAGAUCAACGGCAGGAACAACCUGAUCCAGCAGAAGAACAUGGCCAUGCUGGCACAACAGAUGCAGCUGGCCAACGCCAUGAUGCCAGGCACACAGCUACAGCCCACAUGUAUGCCUAUGUUCUCCGUCACCCCCAGCCUUGCCACCAAUGCCAGUGCGGCGUUCAACCCCUACCUGGGUCCAGUGUCACCCAGCCUGAUGCCCGCUGACCUUAUGUCCAGCACCCCGGUCCUGGUGACCAGUAACCCCAACCUACCCAUGCCCUCCGCCGCUGCUGUCGCCGCACAGAAACUCAUGAGGACAGACAGACUGGAGGUAUGCCGGGAGUACCAGAGAGGUAACUGCACACGGGGGGAGAACGACUGUCGCUUCGCCCACCCCUCGGACAGCACCAUGAUUGAUACCAAUGACAACACGGUGACGGUGUGCAUGGACUACAUCAAGGGACGAUGCUCCCGGGAGAAGUGUAAAUACUUCCACCCGCCGGCCCACCUGCAGGCCAAGAUCAAGGCCACACAGCACCAGGUCAAUCAGGCUGCUGUCGCUGCUGCCAUGACUCAGUCGGCUGUCAAAUCACUGAAGCGACCCCUCGACGCAACCUUUGACCUGGGACUCCCUCCUGUUUUACCUCCAUUACCAAAGAGACCCACACUUGAAAAAGCCAAUGGUGCUACCACCAUGUUCAACGCUGCUGGCAUGUUCCAGUACCAACAAGCCCUGGCCAACAUGCAGUUUCAGCAGCAGUUUAUACCAUCAGGCUCAAUAUUGUGCAUGACACCUGCAACCAGUGUUGUACCUAUGAUGCACGGUGCUACGCCCGCCACUGUGUCUGCAGCCACCUCUUCUGCCACAAGUGUUCCCUUUGCAACUGCAACCGCCAAUCAGAUUCCAAUAAUAUCUGCAGAUCAUCUGACUAGUCACAAGUAUGUGACCCAGAUGUAAAUGACUAAUCCAGAAAAAUUGACCUAAAGUGGCCUGGUGUUCCGUCCCAGACAAAAUAUCACCCUUCAUGUCUGUAACUAGAGUACUUAGAAUAGAUUAUAUUUCUAUGCCUGUAACUUCCGGAACACCAGGAGACUACAACCAUCAGUAAACUGUGGUGGCACUGACAUGCAUGCUAACAUAGGAGGUCCAGUUGGUCAUUAGGUGGUGAACAGGUCUCCUCAGACAACACGCACCAUAAGGACAAAAACACUCUUUGGCCUCCUGCAGAAAAACCACUCUUUGGCCUCUACAUUACAGACAGCCUUUACAUCUAUGGAGGUGUCAUUCAUUUAACACACCGGACACACUUUGAAUGUCAAAUCAAGGAGAUGGAUGUGUGGCGUAGUUGCACCCACUGGUUUGGUACGUCAGUAGACCAAGACUUAUAUAUAUAUAUAUAUAUAUAUUUUUAUUUCAUUUUGUUUUAAUUGAUAUGUUUUUCAUGGUUUACACAAAAUAAAAAGGUGCACCUUGGAUUUUAGAGGGGAAAACAAACAGGAAAAAUAACCAAUUGCCAUAUUAGAAAGAAUGAAUUGUGCACUUACAGUGUAUCAUUCAUAAAUGAGUUCUUACAAGACAAACUUGAUUCAAAGGAAAGUGAAAUGUUUUGGGUCUACUACACCUUUGUACCUUUAAAGCACAUCCCAGCUUGACUAGAUAUGUUGCAAGCUCCACAAAAAGUGCCAUAGACUCUAUGUCCAUCCCAACCAAACCACAGUGUUAUUGGAG